Molecule: messenger RNA, 249 nt
Organism: Lolium rigidum
Lineage: Eukaryota; Viridiplantae; Streptophyta; Magnoliopsida; Poales; Poaceae
Product: defensin-like protein CAL1
Exons: 2
Coding region: 1-249 (82 amino acids)
Biological process (GO): defense response
Source: RefSeq, a predicted model, not a curated record
AUGGCGCUUCCUUCUCGCCGCGUAGCCGCGUUCGCCGCUCUCCUCCUUCUCCUCCUGCUCGCCACAGAGCUGGGGACGACGACGGUGGCUGAGGCGAGGACCUGCAUCUCGCAGAGCCACAACUUCAGGGGUGCCUGCAUCAGCAGCACCAACUGCGCCAGCGUCUGCAGGACCGAGGGCUUCCCCGACGGCGACUGCAAGACCCGGCUCUUCCAGCGCAAGUGUUUCUGCAUCAAGCAGGACUGUUGA